Messenger RNA from Alosa alosa (allis shad), 4692 nucleotides. Its product is annotated as zinc finger protein 629-like. Bases 513 to 2867 code for a protein of 784 amino acids. The transcript is spliced from 4 exons. Gene Ontology annotation, biological process: regulation of transcription by RNA polymerase II. Lineage: Eukaryota; Metazoa; Chordata; Actinopteri; Clupeiformes; Clupeidae. The record is from RefSeq and is a predicted model, not a curated record. Gene Ontology annotation, molecular function: DNA-binding transcription factor activity; RNA polymerase II cis-regulatory region sequence-specific DNA binding.
GUGUUUUCAGAGAGGAUCUGAUCAUCUUCGAUUCUGCAUGUCUGGAACAUAAUGCUGAUUGUCAUAUCAAAGGUAAAUAUAUGAAAAUGUACGGACAGAUCACGUUGUUGAUAGAAAAGGUUGCAGACAGAUUAGUUCUUUAUAAAGCAAAUGCCCUUUACACGGAGGCUGCCAGAUCUCCAGCAGAUACAAUCGGCUAAGUUAUACAAGAAUGCCAGGGAAAGUGUCAAAAAGAUUUCCAUUUUAAAGAAGCACUAUGCAACAAUUUUAGCAAAAAUGACUUUAAUUAUGCAGGUUGAGAGUCGUUCUGAUGGUUCUACUUUCUGGGUCGUUUGGUGAGUGCGACUAACUUUCUGUACCCGGUCCGGGUACAUCCGGAUGUGACUCAGUGGAAGUAUCCAAUCGCGCCUCGAAAAUGUAGUCAGAUUGUAGUUUCGAAAAUGCUUUACGGCAGACACACAAACAUGGGACCAGCUAGAUAAACAGCCAGUUGCAAGGCAAUUGUUGCAUUCAUGAUGGAUCAGUCAACAAAGAGACCCAAGAGGCGACUGUCGGAAGAACAGAAGAAGAAGAAAAGGGAGCUUGACAAAAAAAGAGACCAGACACGAGUGAACAUAGGGCAAGCUUUUGAAGAAUGGCGCCAAGUGAGAGACUCUGAAGACUGCAAAACGGACGCUGACUUGGCUUUGUUGCUAUUGAAAUUCCAUGUUCGUGCAGGCGAGGUCGUCGUGCAGUUGGAAUGCCUGCUGCAGCUGUUCCAGAGGUGCUUUGAGUGCUGCAGCAUAUGCAGCAUCCGUAAGAGUCGUGAGGGAAGGUUCCUCAACGUGACGCAGAAGUGCCAGCAGUGUCAAGCCAGCAGAAAGUGGAGAAGCCAUCCACCUGAACAGAUCAUCAGAGACCCAACAAGCAACCAGGAGGUUGUUGAAGAGACAGUGCUGUUGUCUUUUGGGGACUCGGACUCUGAAUCUGACGAAGAAGUCAAAGAUUACAACCUAUUAAGCCAGGAAGAGGAAGAUCAAAUCAACCAAUCAGAGGAAGAUCUAAUGAGCCAAUCAGAGGAAGAAGUCAAAGGUCACCACCCACCAAACCAGACAUUUGUGGGUGAAGGGUGUCUUGCUGAAACCUCAGAUGAUUUGGGCCAUACAAGGACAGAAAAGGUAAAUAAUUCAGUUAUCCACACACCUGGUGCCUCGAACAACAGGUUACAUGACCAAGAGGAAGAUGACAAAAACGACAGCCAUUCCUCUGUGUCUUGGGAAGUGACGAUUGUUGACAGAAUGGAAGAAGAAAAGUCUGAAGUUCAGGAACCAAAAGAAGAAAUGGAACAUGAGGAUGAAGUAGCUGAUGUAGAAGAAGACUUGGAAAGGCAGGACAGUGUUGAUGAUGAUUGGUAUCCGAACUGUGAGGACGUGGAGCAGUCCUCAGCAUCUGAAGAUAAGGAUUCUGAUGCUGAAUUUGUUCCUAGACCGUGUAGGAAGUCAAAGCGUGAAUUAAAUUCCGAUCCAUAUGCAGAACCCAUCCUGCCUCUGGUUUGGUGCUCUCUCUGUGGGUCCAGGUUUAAACACACCUGCUUCAGACAGCGCCACAGUCGACUCUAUGGCUGUCUCCAGUGUGGCAUUAAAACCAAGAAGAUGGACACUAGUGGUGGCAACAAAGAGGAUACCCCCACUAACAACCAGGAAACCAACAACAGUUGCAACCAGGAUUCUUUUACCAGUAGCAACCAGGAAACCGUAAGAUGUGAAAACCAGGACACCUGCAGUAACCAGGGAACCAUCAGAUGUGAUGAGCAGAACAUUUCUAAUGGUGACAACCAAGGACCUGACUCUGGAUCAAGACAAUGGACAGCAACUGAUGGUAACCAAAGUGGUAGUGGAAGCAGUCAAGGGAUGACUACUAGUAGCUGCACCCAUGAGACCUCCUGUUGUAAAGUUAGAAGUCCAGGGAUUAGAUACAUUGACAUCCAAGGAUUAGAUUAUAUUGGCCACCAAGUGGCAAACAAAAAUGCCCACGAGGAGUCCUUUAGCCUGAACACUGAAACAUUUCCAGAUGGAGGCCAUUCUCAGGCAGUGCACAUUGAGGACCUGGCUGUCCACUUCAAAAGUCUAAGUGACUUCCAAAAUCAUGCUCUAAAAUGCCACGGUAUUAGGCCCCUUCGCACGCUCUGUGUGGACUGUGGUAAGUUCCUCACCAUGGUGAACCUAGUUGACGGUGGACCCCGUCACAUCUGUGAACACAAAGUUAAACCCAUCGUCUGUCCCAGCUGUGGCAAAAGGUUUGCCACUGAGGUUGGACUCCAAACACACAACGAUCGAAUCCACAGUGAGAAGUACAGCCUCACCUGUCGCUACUGCCUCGAGGCUUUUAAGUCACCUGAAGACAAAGAGGAGCAUGAGAAGAGCCAUGAAGCUGAGGUGCUGAAGUACCACUGCCCUGACUGCUCGCUGCGCUUUUCAGACCGCCCCAGUUGGUGUGCCCACAGGAAGAGCCAUUGGCCCAAUGGGAAGCACAUCUGUGAGGUCUGUAAUAAGGGCUUCCGCUUUGCUGUUGCACUCAUCAGACACAUGGCCAUCCACACAGGACAGAAGCCCUACAGCUGUAAGCUGUGCGACCGCUCCUUCAACCAACCAGGCCAUCUCAAGUCCCACAUGCGUCUCCACACAGGCGAGAGACCCUUCAAGUGCCAGGACUGUGGGCAGUGCUUCAACCACAACGUCAGCCUCAAGAACCACAUCCAGCGCCACCACGGACCCGGAGCUGAUAAAAGGAACAGCGGAAAAGGAGGAAAAGAUGGAAUUAGAAGGAAAAAAAAACAGUUGAGAUUUUCAAUGCUUGCGAGAUGUUCAGGACAAUACAGAGAAGUUUGAGGAAAGGCUGGCAUAUUUCUUCUGAGUUGUACACCUGUUCAAGAUGUUCCAGGGAGAAAUGAAAGGGUGGCGCUGUCUGGAGUUUUGCCAAGAGAUCUACUGUGUAGCUUAAACUCUGUAGAAGUUGGCAAUCCAUGUUGUGUUUGUAUGCAAGGCCAGAAGACUGUGCAGUUCCCUUCAUAGGGUGAUUUGGACUGAGAAUUGCAGCACAGUGUUCAGAGAGGAUGGUUAUGACAAAGGCUCGGGGUGGGAGACCACUGUUAAUCAUGAAAAUACUAGUUUUGUAUUUCAAAUAAUUUUUUCAGUAAAAAUACAUAUUUUCUAAUUUCAACUGUUAAGCUCUCUGUUAGGCUGUUCUCAUUGGCUGUUCUCAUUCUCUGUUCCUGGGAGGUAAUAUUUGCAAUGCAACUUGCCUGCAGUUACCAAUUGCUAUGGAUUCUUUAUCAGGGCUGGCAAGUUUAGUUUUUGAAAUGAAAUGGGUCAUAAAUGAAGUUACGUUUGGACCUAGCACUGAUUUAGCUAGAGGACUGAACAGUUGUGAAUUUUCAGUUUCCAUUGAUCAAGAUCAAGAUGGUUAAUAGGCCUAAAGACUAAAUAACAGGAAUUCAUUCAUUAUUAGUUUUUUUUUUUUUUUUUUUUCAAUUGCUAAAAUACAAUUUCUGAAACUUUGCUCUAUUUUUUUUAAAACGGUAAACACAAAACCUCAUCUUCAAGCACGAUUUAGAAAACCUCUAAAUCAAAAUCUAACUUUCGUCUCAAAACAGUUUUAUCUGUGCUCAAAAUCCAACUUUAGCCUCAAAACAGAUUUACCUCUGCAUGAGUGUAUAUCAUUUUGAUCGCCUUGUUUAUGAUUUUGAGCAAUCAGUAAACAAUACACCAAAAAAUAGAAAACACAUUGUUCAAACCAUAUAGUUCUCAGGGAGAAGUCCAUUUUUAAUCUCAAAACAAAUUUCAAAUUUUUCAGUCAUUGUGUUUUGAUUAUAGGUUUUGAUGAACAAAAACUAUAUAGUAUCUUCUAGUUCUAUCAUAGUAGCUCAAAAUUUAUCAGAAAUUAUAACUUUGCUUUGCACUUUAAAUGUUUUUUUUUUUGUUCUUCCUCCUCGUACCCCACCGCUCGAUGGUGUUUUAUGCCUCCAACGUUGUCUUCCAGGCAGUGCUGGCUCCGUCGACUUAAAGGCACCUUAUCCUAAACCUAACCCUAACCUUAACCCAUGCCUAACCAUAGCGCCUUCCAGGCAGCACUGCCUUGAAGACGAUGUUGGGGGCAUAGAACACGAAGAAACUCCCCCGACCUGGCAUACACACUCGUCCUCACAUAGUUUCUUCUAUCCUUUCUCAGACCUUCUCAUUUCAUUUUCAAUCAAUUUCAAUUUCAAUCAAUUUUGAGUGGUUGUGUUUAAUUAAUGACAUGUCUACUCUAUUUGUAUUUAAUUGUUGCUGCUUGUUUUUACCAGUAUGGAUGACCUGUGCAUUAGAGUGCAGAAUGUGUUUUGAUCUGCAAAUUGUCAGGUGUCCUUGACAGAUAUUUUUCCCAAGCAAAGAUCUGUGGAGGAGGGAAAAAUGUGUGCGUAUUUGUAUUCUUACAACACUUUUUUUUUUUGCUAAUUGCCUAUGGAGUGUGUGGAAAGUGUCUUGAGAGUUGUAGGCUAAAAUACAUCAGUGUAGUCUUCAGGGAGUGAAUGUUCAAUAUUCUAAACACCAAACCAAUUAAGACAUUCUUUUAGAACAACCCAUGAACACCCCCUGCCCCCAGGAAAUUAAAGAAGAAAUUUUCAGAAUUAUGGAUGGAGAAACCGUAAACUCAAAUAAAGACCACCUGAUACAA